CUUACCUUGUGCUUUGUGCGGUGAGGGCGGACAGCCCUCAAUUGAAGAAGCGCGAAGCGACGUUUCAUAGUGGUCCUGAUGUCGAUACCAGUGCUUUGGUCAUGGCUUGCGAAAUAUGCAAGAAAGCGACGUGGAAAUGGACAAAGAAGCCAUGCAUAUCGUGGAAUGGACUCUGGGGAUAGAAGUUUUAUUACUUGACCGAUGGGAGUGGUAGGAGGAAGCAGAAAAUCAGACGGUGUGUGAAUCCCUUCUGGAAAUGAGAGCUUUGAUACCGGAUUACGAGUGGCUCCAUUCGUCACUGAGUGCAGGAAUCCAUAAACGCAUCUGGGCUUUCUGUUCGCCCUGACCACUGUCUCUCACAUCAAACGGAGCAGGGCGCGUCGAUUGAGACAGUGGGCGACACAGACUACAUAGUAUGCGUUUAAAAAUAAGUGGGUAUCACUCAAGUCCAGCCGGAAUAAUAUUCCGAGAGUGGGAUCUCACUUCUGCGAAGGGCCAGUCCUGCCAUAUGAGUCGACCACGACUGUCGCAACUCCCACCCUGAGGCGGCUCCGAGCUAGCGGGUUGCUAUUCUUAGAGCUUGUGCCUGUCGUUCUUUCGCUAGCAACGGUUUUCCACACAGUGCCCCGCCCAGUGGUAUACGGUCCCGUUAUUCUCGUCUUCUUCCCACGUCGGCGUCCUUUACUAAUACCGUCGACUUUAUGGUUCCUCCCCCGUCUUGUUAUGCCCGCUUGACAUGGGAAAAUCCUGGGCUCGUUAUGCUGUGGCCUCAAAGAUAAUACCAAUGAUCAAUAUACGUCUGAUCUAUUUUGGUUCUCGUGACGAUCCAUAUGGCGAUCCUAAUGACGCGUCGAUCGGGCUUGUUCCAGAAUUUGCACGCAGGAUGUACUUACCCGCACUGAACAAGGGCUGCUCAACUCGUCACUGAAGAUGCCGCACUUAACAUGGCAAAAAGCAGUAACCGGACUUGUCGGGACACAUUACCGGCAUUGGUCUAUUGCACUUGACUCCAGUUCUAAGAAUGUUUUCGAAUCCCUUGCACCGCAUUCUCUAUGUUGGCUUCGCGUCUAUACAUCAAGUAUUUGACCGUUCCACUGGAACAAAGGUAUAGAUGGCCCUGGCGUUGAGCGCACUUGUCUCCUCCCACGUCCAUUGUGUUGCAUCAUCCAUCCUUACUCACUCAUCUGAUGAAUGCAAGGCCAUGUAGACUCAUCCAAUCAUCGACGACAUGUUUCAUUCGUCCUGCAGGUAUAAA
Fomitiporia mediterranea MF3/22 is the source of this 1255-nucleotide messenger RNA. RefSeq lists its product as uncharacterized. Lineage: Eukaryota; Fungi; Basidiomycota; Agaricomycetes; Hymenochaetales; Hymenochaetaceae. The coding region runs from base 737 to 928 and encodes 63 amino acids. The transcript has 2 exons. The record is from RefSeq and is a predicted model, not a curated record.